UAUUUUAUUCGUACACUUGGUGAUUACCUGUCACAAACAGAAUCUCAUAAGGACGCAUAUGAAACAAACUUUAUCUGUAUUUGGAUAUGCUUUUCAGGUCGUACCCUGUGGAAGUGGGUCGUUUUUCUCUUUUGAAAGGCGUUUGACACUCAAAAUCACUAUUCACAACAGGUGCGCAGGUCACACCAUGUAUAUUUUUAAAGUUUCUGAUAGGCAUACGUAUUUUAUUUAGCUUAUAGAUACUUUGUUUUAUAUUUUUAUGUUUGGAUACAACCGUUGACAGUUCGUUAUUUUGUGAUCGGGAAAGUCCAGGUUUUUGAGUUAACUAAAACUUUCAAAAAACUCUCCUGAAGAAUACCUUUUCGUACUGUCCCAUGGACAUACGCCUUGAAGUCACUUAACGAUAUCGAAGUUUGUUUAGAUUCGAAAUGACAAGGUGUUUAAACAAUGUUUAACAUCUGAAAGCUCACUGGAUUGUGUUUUACAUUUGUGAGCCAGCGAAAUAUUCCAGACAGCUCGGUUGGCGCAACUUCUCAGCCAAGUUGCACCGAAACCGACUUUUAAACUUUUAAUGGAUCACAAUUGUAAAGGAACCCACGUCUGGGGAACAUAUGGAUUAUAACGAUGUCCUGGGCGUAGUGUGUGGAGAGACUAGUUUUAUGCAGCAAGUUUACUUUUAGAAUUUGUUUUUCGGAUAUGGCGUGCUAUCGGGCAUGUGCGUGUUGCCUGACUGAGGAAGAGCAGAAGGCAAUCUCUGUGGACAGGGAAAUUAAAAAACUCAUCCGAAAGCAGAAAGACAAGGAACGCAAAGAAAUCAAAAUCCUUCUACUUGGCACUGGGGAGAGUGGGAAGACCACGUUCAUCAAACAGAUGAGGAUCAUUCACGGAGAGGGAUACAACGAUGAGCAGCGCCUGGCCUUCGCCAAGCUGGUGUACCAGAACAUCUUCACUGCGGUCAAAUCCAUGACCACGGCCAUGACAACCCUCAAGAUCCCUUAUGCCAUCAAAGAGAACCAGACGUACGCACAGUUCGUGCAGCAGGUGGACGCGUGGCAUGUCACCCAGCUGGACCGGGGCUCGGUGGACGCAAUCAAGCGCCUCUGGGCCGACCCCGGACUCAAGGCCUGCUACACCCGCCGUCGGGAGUACCAGCUGCUGGACUCCACGCAGUACUAUAUGGAUAACUUGGACCGCAUAGCUGCACCCAACUACAUCCCCAGUGCCCAGGACGUGCUGAGGGUUCGAAUGCCGACCACGGGCAUCAACGACUACUCUUUCAAAAUGGAGAAGAUUUUUCUCAGGAUAGUGGACGUUGGGGGCCAGAAAUCAGAGAGGCGCAAGUGGAUCCACUGCUUUGAGAAUGUGAUGUCGCUCAUCUUCCUGGCGUCCCUCAGCGAGUACGACCAGGUGCUGGAGGAGCAGGAGACCGAGAACCGCCUGGAGGAGAGCCUGGCCCUCUUCUCCACCACCAUCCACUCCCAGUGGUUUGAAGACACAUCCGUCAUCCUCUUCCUCAACAAGACGGACAUCCUGAGCGACAAGAUCAAGACCUCGGACCUGCAGACCUACUUUCCCGAUUUCAGAGGGAAGAAGCGUGACGCUGAGGAGGCCCAGCAGUUCAUCAAACAGAAGUAUCUAGACAAGGCCAAGGACAAGCCCAAAAGCCCACUGUACUGCCACUACACCUGUGCCACGGACACGCAAAACAUCCGCAAGGUCUUCAAGGACGUGAAGGACACUGUGCUCAAAAAGAUACUUGAUGACUUCAUCCCGUCAUAGACAGGGAAUGCUGCUUAAAGCACGAAUGCAAUGUUGGGUAACUCUACCCCUGCAGUACGGUGUCUUUCCGUUCUCCUCUUACAAGUACUUACUCUUUUAUUUGUGUUCCACACUCAUGUUUAAUUUAGUCAAUUAUCACACUCUUUCCCUCUCAGUGCUCAAAUGGAUGCAGAGUGGGCCAGGAGCUGAGAUUCCCUACAUCUCCAGUCUCUCUUUAUCUUCAACUAAUUCAAUUCAAUUCAGUUCCGUUUUAUUUGUUUAGCGGUUUCCACAGCAGACUGUCCCAAAGACGCUUUACAGAGUAACAGAAGGGAAUAGAAAAAAUGGAAAUACCAGCCCUGAGCCCUCAAAUAGCAAAUGAGGUAAACCACUCAGUGGGACAAAACCCUUCAAACAGUGGCGAGAAAAAACUCCCCGAUGGGAAAAAAUCUCAAGAGGAACCAGGCUAUAGGGGGAUGCCAAUCCUCCUCUGGCCUAUAGGUUGAAAUGGUAACAGUUUAUGUAUUAAACUAGCAUGUGAUCCAGAAAGUCCACAUGGAUGGCUGUGGUCUGGAGUUCAGAAGGGAGGGGGAUGAAUCAAGGAACAAAGAAGGAUGUUAGGCGCAACAUCUUUAACUAGAGGCUAUGAAGGCCUUUAGCGUAGAAUGAGCCCCUGGAGUUCCAUGUACCCAGUCCGCACCUCUCAGGAGUCGGUGACUCGCACCUCUCCUCAGUCGGGAUACACCUCCUCAGGAGGCCUCUACCGUCCUGCGACGCUCUUCUCAAAAACCCUCUUUGGCCACUUGAUCUUCUCCGCACCCAGUAGAUCAAUUCUUUACAGCCGCAUUUUUAUGCUGCUGUGCGAGUUAGCGUGAUGGGAUACAAAUUGUCUCUUUGAACCAGACAACACAAUAGGACAGCAGCUGUUCUACCUUUAGAAGCUCCACAGUACUGCGUUGCUGUUCUCAAAAACACUGUUUUGGCCACUGGAUACCAACCCUGGGUGACCUUCUCUACACCCAGUAGAUCAAUUCUUUGCAGACGCAUUUUUACGCUGCUGUCCGAGUUAGUGCGAUGGGAAAACUAAUCGCCUCUUUCAACUAGACAAACACAAAAGACAGCAGAUAUUCUAUCUUUAGAAGCUCCACAGUACUGCAUUGCUGUUCUUGAAAACACCGUCUUGGCCACUGGAUACCCAGUCCCAGGUGACCUUCUCGACACCCAGUAGAUCAAUUCUUUCCAGUUUUGUUUUUCCAGUACUGUUAAUGUCAGCAUGGUGGAAAAUGAUUAGCCUCUUUGAAACAAACAAACUAAAAAAGGACAGCAGCUAUUUCUGCACUCCCCUCUCGGUCUCCAGUGUCUGUGCUGGAGGGAGGCACCAAAACCAUUUUGAUCUCUGGUGACACAGACUUUUUCUGAGCAGGAUAAGAAUCGAUUAAGUUCUCACCAUAGCCUGGCUGUGCUCAGGACUCCUGUGGUCUCCUGGGUGGGACCUCUGAGUGAUGGCUUGGCCAUUUAAUGUAUAAUCUCAUGACCCAAGCAAAUGCUCCAAUCACAAGGCCUCUUUUGACCUUGUAAUUUUGGUUGGCAGACGGGUGAUUGAGGAGAUCUGUAGCAUUGGGCAGAUCAGGCAGCCUGUAGCCUAGUGGUUAAGGUACAUGACUGGGACCCGCAAGGUUGUGUGGUUCAGUCGUCGGUGUGGUUCAAGCCAAGAUUAGCUGUUGGAUUAUUAUGUGGCAUCAUUGCAAUGCAUACGAUCAUGUACAGCACUGUGCAAAAGUUGUAGGCAGGUGUGAAAAAAUGCUGUAAAGUAAGAAUUCUGAGCACAGCAACAAGACACAAGGCUCUGCCAGGCAGAAAUUCUAAGGCAGAGAGGGGUUUCCAGAUGUGCUGUCCAAGCUCUGUUGAAGAAGCACAAAGAAACGGGCAACGUUGAGGAACGUGAUCUUCAUGGAAGAAUUGCAGCCAAAAAGCCAUACCUCCAACGUGGAAACGAUUCAACUAUGCAUGAAAACACAGGAACUAGGGUGCAGAAAAUUGGCAGCAGGUUCUCUGGACUGAUGAGUCAAAAUGUGAAAUAUUUGGCUGGAGCAGAAGGCAGUUUGUUCGCCGAAGGGCUGUAGAGUGGUACAAGAAUGAAUGUCUGCAGGCAACAGUGAAGCAUGGUGGAGGUUCCUUACAAGUUUGGGGCUCCAUAUCUGCAAAUGGAGUUGGGGAUUUGGUCAGAAUUAAUGGUGUCCUCAAUGCUGAGAAGUAUAGGCAGAUACUUAUCCAUCAUACAAUACCAUCAGGGAGGCAGGGAUUGGCCCCAAAUUUAUUCUGCAGCAGGACAACGACCCCAAACAUACAGCUAAUGUCAUUAAGAACUUUCUUCAGCAUUAAUAAGAACAAGGAGUCCUGGAAGUGAUGGUAUGGCCCCCACAGAGCCCUCAUAUCAACAUCAUCGAGUCUGUCUGGGAUUACAUGAAGAGACAGAAGCAUUUGAGGCUGCCUAAAUCCACAGAAGAACUGUGGCUAGUUUUCUACGAUGCUUGGAACAACCUACCUGCUGAGUUCCUUCAAAAACUGUGCAAGUAUACCUAGAAGAAUCAAUGCUGUUUUGAAGGCAACGGGUGGUCACACCAAAUAUUGAUUUGAUUUAUAUUUUUCUUCUGUUCAUUCACUUCUUCUGUUCAUGCAUUUUGUUAAUUGAUACAAAUAAACUAUUACCAUUUCUAUUUUUGAAAGCAUUCUUAUUUUACAGCAUUUUUUCACAACUGCCUAAAACAUUUGCACAGUACUGUAGAUACGGGUCAGGAGCUUCAGUUAAUGUUCACAUCAACUACCAGAAUGGGGAAAAGAUUUGUCCCAAGUGACUUUGACCGUGGAAUGAUUGUUGGUGCCAGACAGGGUGGUUUGAGUACCUCAGAAACUGCUGAACCUGGGACACACACUUGUGCGUUUGCAAAGAAUGCUGCAAAAAUCCAGUGAGCAGCAGUUUUGCAGACAGAAACUUCUGUUAAUGAGAGACAUCAGAGGAGAAUGGCCAGGCUAGUCAAAGCCGACAGAAAGGUGACAGUAAUGCAAAUAACCACGCAUUACAACAGUGGUAUGGAGAAGAGCGUCUGUGAACACACAACGCAUCAUAACUCUAAGUGGAUAGGCUACAGAACUAGACGUCUAAAAAAAUAGGUCUAAUAAAUACCUAAUAAAGUGCUCACUGAGUGUACAUGUUUUACAGUUACAGAAAAGGAAUUGUGUUUAAAAGUUGACUGAAUGGACCUUGCAUUGUGACAUGCUGCUACUUGUUUUAUGCAGCUAGUCUCUGCAAUCUCCACCGACAGAAAAAUAAGCGUUGUGUAAACAUUGGUGUCGUACUAGAGCUACACCCCCUACACUUGGUCAAGUAUUGUUCAAUAUACAAUUUGAUUAAUAAAUCAUAUUCCUUCUGUUGUUGCCUUUUGUGGACUAAUUAGUAAGCGGACUAUGCAUUUGUAUGACACAUUAAAUUUACUGCAUUGCAUGCAGGUGGAUAAACUGCCUGACAGGAGUUCCUAGCUGUUUAUUUCUGUAAGCCAUAGACAGCAGUUGUCUGGCUGGUCUUGCAUACCAGCUUGUUGACUCCUCUUGAGAUGUCAUGUUUAACUUUGACCUCAAUCUCAGACCCUUUGUCAAUUUUGUGUCCCAGAAACAGAAAAGUCAUGUAGAAAGGUAUUGUGGCUAGCUGCUGUAGUUAUGUUAGAUAGUCUAUUCAAAGAACGAAAAUGUAAGAAAUAUGAACACGCCUAUGGGUGUUGGUUUGUAACCUCUGGUUUGGUUUGUAAACUGGUUUGUAAACUGCUGCAUAAACAUGCCUCCAUUGUGUGAUCAACUAAUAUGUCCCCAGGAUGAUUUGGCUCCUUCACUCUUCGCAUGACAGAGAGAAUUCUCCUUUUAAACAUUUCUCUGAACUUGUACAUUUCUGGUAAACAUUUGGAACCGUGUUGAUACUGCAGCUGUUCAUUAUGGGCCGUGUUUCACAAAGCAGGAUUACUGAGUUAGUCGGAUGACUGCACAGAGUAAAACCCGGAAAAGCUUGU
Messenger RNA from Conger conger (European conger), 5816 nucleotides. Its product is annotated as guanine nucleotide-binding protein subunit alpha-11-like. The transcript is spliced from 7 exons. Gene Ontology annotation, cellular component: heterotrimeric G-protein complex. The record is from RefSeq and is a predicted model, not a curated record. Gene Ontology annotation, molecular function: guanyl nucleotide binding; G-protein beta/gamma-subunit complex binding; G protein-coupled receptor binding. NCBI's taxonomy places the organism in Eukaryota, Metazoa, Chordata, Actinopteri, Anguilliformes, Congridae. Bases 697 to 1779 code for a protein of 360 amino acids. Gene Ontology annotation, biological process: action potential; adenylate cyclase-modulating G protein-coupled receptor signaling pathway; phospholipase C-activating dopamine receptor signaling pathway.